Molecule: messenger RNA, 507 nt
Organism: Akanthomyces muscarius
Lineage: Eukaryota; Fungi; Ascomycota; Sordariomycetes; Hypocreales; Cordycipitaceae
Exons: 5
Coding region: 1-507 (168 amino acids)
Biological process (GO): translation
Cellular component (GO): ribosome; cytosolic small ribosomal subunit
Molecular function (GO): structural constituent of ribosome
Source: RefSeq, a predicted model, not a curated record
AUGGGUGCAGGAUCAUUCAAGAUGGCGACCGAAUUGACCGUCCAGUCGGAGCGUGCUUUCCAGAAGCAGCCUCACAUCUUCCUUAACUCUAAGACCAAGGCCAAGACCGCCAGACCUGGCAAGAACGGCCGCCGAUGGUACAAGGACGUCGGUCUGGGCUUCCGUACCCCCAAGACCGCCAUUGAGGGCAGCUACAUCGACAAGAAGUGCCCUUUCACCGGUCUCGUCUCCAUCCGUGGCCGUAUCCUGACCGGUACCGUCGUUUCCACCAAGAUGCACCGUACCGUCGUCAUCCGCCGCGAGUACCUUCACUUCAUCCCCAAGUACUCCCGUUACGAGAAGCGCCACAAGAACCUCGCCGCCCACGUUUCCCCUGCUUUCCGUGUUGAGGAGGGUGACCAGGUUACUGUCGGCCAGUGCCGUCCUCUGAGCAAGACUGUCCGUUUCAACGUUCUGCGUGUUCUUCCCCGUACCGGCAAGGCUGUUAAGAAGUUCUCCAAGUUCUAA